AUGCUUUCCUUGCUGGCUCUCAUUGGCAUCUGCCUGGCUGCUUAUUAUUUUGCAGCUCGAUUUUUUGGCCAUCGCUUACCUCUUCCUCCCGGGCCCCCAUCAUUGCCGGUCAUAGGUAACCUGCAUCAGAUACCCAAGAAUUUCCGGUGGAAGACAUAUAAGGAAUGGCACGACAAGUAUGGCCCUGUAGUCACGGUCAAAUGUGGACUGAAAACGAUUAUCUUGCUCGGGUCACACAAAUCGGCUAGGGAUCUCUUGGAUAAACGAGGAGGUAUAUACAGCUCUCGCCCACAUUCUGUCGGGUUAGGAGACUAUGGGUUUGGCGGCAAGUCGAUAACAUUCCUACCAUACGGGCCGAAGUGGAAACAGCGGAACCGUAUACAGACGUCUCUUGUCAAUCCUAGUAUGACCAAACGAUAUCGUGUUCUCCAAGACAUCGAAAGCAAGCAUCUUCUGCUCAAGAUUCUUUUGGAUGGAAGCCAGUUUUUUGACCUCUUCGAGCUCUACCACUCUAAUCUCCUACUGAUUUUGAUGUAUGGCCGGAGAAUUGUUGACUUAGGAGAACGGUAUCCGGAAGAAUACAUGGAGAAUCUCAACGCUGUCCAUGACGCGUUCCAGCGUAACCAUGUGGUAGAACCAUUCCCAUGGUUGGCUGAAGUAUUGGGCAUCGGUAAAUGGAAAGCUAGAUCGCAAAAGGCCCUUGAAAAGCAGCAACAGGUGCUUGAACAGUUCACGGAUGCGGCACUUGCGUCAGGUUCCUGGAACUGGGCCAAAGCCUUGGCUGGGGGGAAAGAGGGGAAUAAAAUCGACAGAGAAGAUCUAAUAAUGACUUCUUCAGACCUUUUCGAAGCUGGCCACGCUGUUCCCAUGGCUCUGUGCGUAUUCGUCAUGGCGAGUGUGUUGCAUCAAGAUGCCGUCAAGGAGGCACAGGAAGAGCUUGACCGAGUUGUAGGGCCCGACAGGCUGCCGACAUUUGAGGAUAUGCCAAAGUUGCCCUAUGUCAACGCCUUUAUAGCCGAGGUUCAGAGAUGGAGGCCCAUUGCUGUCACGGGGAUGCCUCACGCAGUCCUUGAGGACGACGAGUACAUGGGUUACAGGAUUCCAAAGGGCACGCCUGUGGCAGCCAACCACUGGUCCCUCGAAUACGAUGAGGAAGUCUUCGGCGACCCCAGCAACUUCCGGCCGCAGCGAUGGAUCGAUAACCCGGCACUGCCAACCUGUCCGUUCGGGUUCGGUAGACGAGCUUGUCCAGGCCAGCAUCUUGUUCGCGAUACACUGUUUUCAGCGGUAUCGCGGAUGCUUUGGGCAUUCAACUUCGACCAUGUCUACGAUGAGACCGGCAAGAAAAAGGAGAUUGAUCCGGACAACAUGUCGCAGAGUCUAGACUCACAGCCGCUGCCUUUCGAUGCAGCCUUUCACAUACGUAGCCCAAGGCAUCAAGAGAUCAUAGAGCAUGAGAGCAAGGCCUGUGAACAGAAUCUGGAUAUCAUUCUCAACAAGAUCAAGCCGAGCGAAGGGUAG
This is a messenger RNA of Nannizzia gypsea CBS 118893, 1521 nucleotides long. RefSeq lists its product as hypothetical. Bases 1 to 1521 code for a protein of 506 amino acids. Gene Ontology annotation, molecular function: monooxygenase activity; oxidoreductase activity, acting on paired donors, with incorporation or reduction of molecular oxygen; heme binding. The transcript has a single exon. NCBI's taxonomy places the organism in Eukaryota, Fungi, Ascomycota, Eurotiomycetes, Onygenales, Arthrodermataceae. The record is from RefSeq and is a predicted model, not a curated record.